This is a messenger RNA of Vigna unguiculata (cowpea), 1100 nucleotides long. RefSeq lists its product as uncharacterized. The record is from RefSeq and is a predicted model, not a curated record. NCBI's taxonomy places the organism in Eukaryota, Viridiplantae, Streptophyta, Magnoliopsida, Fabales, Fabaceae.
CGUUGUUCCCGCCCUUUCUCACUUCAUCUUCUUGCAUACUCCUAACACAGAUUUUCUGCUUCUAAAUCAAAAUCAGCAUCAACAAAACACAAAACACAGUCAGAUCAAAUUUCAUUUCUUCUUAGCAAGUUUACUUGCACCAGAGGAAGUAACGUAGUAGCACCUUCUUCCUUUGCUAGUUUCCCCCACAAAAAAAGUUUGCGUCUUUUGAACCUCUUAUGGCAUUUCAACCCAAAACCGAACCUGGGUCCUUGCCUUGGUCCGUUUCUACCUCCAAUAAAAAAGAAUACGGUGAAAUGAGCAUAUCCGAGCUAGUUUCUGUGCUGCGUAUUGCGUAUAAAAUUGUGGAUUUUGAUAAAAUUGAUAAAAUUGAGCAAGAGUUGGUAAAGAGGGAAGCAAAACAUAGGGCGGAAAUUGGGCCACUCCGGGAGAAGAUUGAGCUGGAGAGGCUCAACAGAAUUGAAGUCGAAGAGAGACUGAAAAUCAGAGAGGAGCAAUGUGAAGAGGGGAAGAGAGCCCAGGAGAAUUAUGAGCAGUUGUUGGAGAAAGUGAAAACAGGUGGCUUGGUUGAAAAACAUGCUACUGAGGAGUUAAGGAAAAAGAACGUUGCUUUAGAACGUGAAGUGUGUGAGCUGAAGGAGUUCAGGAAAAUAAUGCUAGAUGAGAUGAAAUCUGUGGCUGAACUAAGGGACACGAUCCGUGUGUUGAAGGAGGAGAAGGUUGGGGACAAGAAUGCUCUUGAUGCCCUUAACAUGAAGAACAUUGAAUUGGAGGAAGCAGUUGAGAAGAAUUUGAAGUUGGAGAAGAGAUAUCGUAAACUCCGUGCCAGAGUUAUGAAGUUGGAAGAGAAUAUCAUGCUUUUGAUGUGUGAAAAUCACACUGAAGUGGAGCUUAAUCCUGCAGUUUCUUUCGCUGUCAAAGACGAAAAGGAUGUUCAGUCUCCCAAAAAAGGGAACAAGGAAGAUGCUGUAGGUGCAUUAGGUAUGGAAAUUAAAAUUCUUGCGCUUUAUGUUCUAUUAUAUUUUGUUUCCUUAGAAAACUGCAAGUCAUCUCUUUUUGUGUUUUCUUCCUUUCUACUGAUAACUUUUUCCUUCAAAUAA